Molecule: messenger RNA, 2489 nt
Organism: Dreissena polymorpha
Lineage: Eukaryota; Metazoa; Mollusca; Bivalvia; Myida; Dreissenidae
Product: chondroadherin-like protein
Exons: 2
Coding region: 560-1525 (321 amino acids)
Cellular component (GO): extracellular matrix
Molecular function (GO): protein binding
Source: RefSeq, a predicted model, not a curated record
UUGAGACUGGUAUCUUCCGUCUUAAAGAUGUCUAAUCAGAUGACGCCAAUAAGUCUUAAUGUCGCGCUCUAAGUUUUAUUCAUUCUCAUUCCGGACUUAACAGAGAUACAUCGCAGUGAAAUGUCUCCCUGGAAUAAUAUGGUGAUUACCGGUUUCCUCACAGUGUUUCUUGCAUCGUGUGUUUGCAGAUUUCUUCAAGACCCAAACCCAAGCCCAAACCCAACCUCAGAUCUCUGUUCGUACUCAAGCUAUGAAAUCGGAUGUAGAGGCCGUGGACUUACUUCAAUCCCUCUCUUCAACUUGACACGUUAUACUGAUGUAUGCUUUUGGGUCAUUACCUUGAGCUACAACAAACUUACCCGUAUUGGGAACGAUGCCUUUACACAGCUGCGCUCUACGAAUUGUUCAUAUGAUAUACUUGCUAAUAACAACAACAUUUCUCAAAUUGACGAAAACGCUUUUCGAGGCAUUGGGUUAAGCCCAUGUUAAAGGAUUAUAUUUACAAUCAAAUAGUAUUCACUCGCUACCAGAGGCAAUAAGUGCGCUUGCCAAUCUGAACAUGUUAUUAUUCGCUGGAAACCCAAUUAUAUCAUUGAAUCUGUCGGUCAUGGCUAAAAUUGGACAUUCUGUAACACAAUUCAGCGUCGGAAUGGCUUCAUUCCAUCAAUGGCCGACCGAACUUCAGUUCUUACAUGAACUAACACACCUUUCGCUAUCCGAUAUACCUUUUCAGUUUUGGGAUUCAAGUGCAUUUCGUGGACUUAAAAAUAUGCUGUCGUUGAACGUAGUGGGCUCUAAUUUUAGAAAAGUACCAAAUGCAGUAUGUACUCUUUCCACCCUUAUAUCAUUACAGAUUGAUAACAAUUACAUUUCAAACGAAAGCAAGUCAGGCGUCUUUGAACCAUGCAGUGAUAUAGCGGACACGCCCAAUAAUACAACUAUAAAUUAUCAUAACAAUCGUGUUGAUUAUUUCCCAAACAUUUUGACAGUGUUUCCAACUUUAAAAUACAUGUUUAUGUCCAGCAACGGUAUGCGAUACAUGAAUGCUGAUAAUUUUACAGAAAAUGUUAGUGUAUUGACGAUUGAUUUAAGUGACAACCAGUUCAGGCAAAUUCCCAGUGGCUUGAAUACUUUCAAAAAUCUUACUUCACUGACACUUGAUCACAAUGUCAUCGAAUUCAUCGAGGACAAUGACCUUAUUGGAUUACGCAGUCUAAAAGAAAUUCAUCUAGCAGGAAAUCCUAUCCAGUCCAUCACGCCCAGGGCAUUUCACAACAACAUGAAACUCACGUACGUAGACGUGUCCCAGACGUUUCUGACCUCCAUACCUGCCGCCGUUACCACGUUACCAUCUCUGCAUACGUUACGUCUUGAAGCCAAUGCUAUCAAGUGCACAUGCGGACUGGCCAGAUUUGGGAUGAAUUGGGGAUGGAAUGCGUCUUCCAUACAAAUAGACAGGCUAUGUUAUCAAUCAAGUGCACCUAUUGCUCUGUUUAUCAAGACCAACAGCCGGUGCAGCACGUAACAGCCUCUGAUGCUACAACUUUUGGACACACAUCCACGUGAUUGGUCUUCAAAUAUAAAUAUGCUAUGUAUGACCUUGGGUUUGAUGUUUGCACAUUAUCGGCUGUAAAACAUUAUUAUCAUACAAUCCUCUACAUCAUGUGUCUCACAUAUAAUGGUAUUGGCAACACGUGUCAUAACAAUUUAAAACUAUUCCAGAUAUGAAAGAAUUUUUAGUUUAUAUUCUAAUUUGCGUGUAUUGUUUUAAUUCAAACAUGAACGCAUUUUUAGACAAGUGCUGCAUGUCAUUAAAACUAUGAAUAUUGAAAAGAACAGAUGUAUCGAGUAUAAUCAAAUAUUGAAAAGAACAGAUGUAUCGAAAAUAAUCAAAUAUUGAAAAGAACAGAUGUAUCGAGUAUAAUCAGCUUUUUAAGCUAUGAAUAUUGAAAAGAACAGUUGUAUCGAGUAUAAUCAAAUGUUUAAACUAUGAAUAUUGAAAAGAACAGAUGUAUCGAGUAUAAUCAAAUGUUUAAACUAUGAAUAUUGAAAAGAACAGAUGUAUCGAGUAUAAUCAAAUGUUUUCAUAACGAUUAUUGUUGUAUGUAAUGUUUGGUAAACUUGCUUUUUUAAUAUGACACUUAAAAUCCUUAUUUUUAUGUCUGCUUGCUAUUAAUUAUUCACGUCCACACUCAUUCGAAGAUGGAAAUGAUUCAAAAUGAAAUUAAAAUGUUUUAGUUAAUUUCAUGAAUAUCCGUAAUACUAGAAAAUAUUUAAUCAUUCAAGUCAUCUGUGGUGCAUCGGUAGUUCAAAUUAUAUUUAAUCAGUAUUGCUGUGUUUUCUCCAUAAACAAAUUGUGGUUGUAAAUUGGUGCUUUUGUCAUGUCUGAAUGUGCAUUGUGUAAUUUUGAUAUUGACACAAUUGUAAAUCUGUUCGAUGAUUAUUUAAUGUGUAACAUCGAUCUGUGUAUAUAGUGUUAUAUGUCUGAA